This is a messenger RNA of Funneliformis caledonium, 312 nucleotides long. Lineage: Eukaryota; Fungi; Glomeromycota; Glomeromycetes; Glomerales; Glomeraceae. The record is from the annotation of a GenBank genome assembly.
AUGAGAUUACUUAGCAACUUAAACAAAGUUUCACAAGAACAAAGAAUGUUGAUCACAUUGUUAGAUUCACAAUUCAAAGAUUUAGAAUUUGCCUCUAAUAUAUUAUGCAUCAGAACUUAUGAACAAUUAAAAGACGCCUAUCAAAAUAUGAAAAAUCUAACUAAUAAGGAUCAAGAAGCUGAAUAUAGACUCACUUCAUCAAAUUCAUUAUUGGCAAGAAUAUUUCAAAAUAAUUAUACUUAUGUUGAUAAAGUAACUAAUUAUUUAGCUAUACCCAAGAUUCAUUUCGAAGAUUGCCCUUUAUUAUGGUGA